This is a messenger RNA of Periophthalmus magnuspinnatus, 1276 nucleotides long. It is a transcript of the gene rp9, whose product is annotated as RP9 pre-mRNA splicing factor. Gene Ontology annotation, biological process: RNA splicing. Lineage: Eukaryota; Metazoa; Chordata; Actinopteri; Gobiiformes; Gobiidae. Bases 131 to 784 code for a protein of 217 amino acids. The transcript is spliced from 6 exons. The record is from RefSeq and is a predicted model, not a curated record.
ACAGGAAGUGCAGCCUCAGUGAAGCUAGCCUAGCAGCGAAAUAGCACAGCAGUAAUCGGGGGAUUUAGACUGCUUUAUUUUUAAUCACCGACAGCUUCUGACAAAAUAUUUGAUUGUGCACACCAUAGAAAUGUCUGACAGAAAGCGCACAAGGGAGAAAGAUGACAGAAGAGAACAUAAAAAACACAAAACCUCAAAGGAGGAUUUGGAACUACUACAGAAGCAGACGAAAAAACUUACUCAAGAGGUUCAAAAGCUGAAACAUGUGGAGACAUUUUAUGAAAAGCCACCACCAGGAUACAUCAAGGAGCAUGAAGAGAAGCCAGAGGACUGUAUUCCCGCUGAGCCUGGAAAUGAGGACGCCAGACAGUUUCUGGCUCACGCUCCCACCAAAGGACUGUGGAUGCCUCUGGGGAAAGAGGUCAAAGUGAUGCAGUGCUGGAGAUGCAAGCGUUAUGGUCACAGAACAGGUGACAGAGAGUGCCCUUUCUUCAUCAAAGGCAACCAGAAACUAGAGCAGUUUAGAGUGGCUCAUGAGGAUCCUAUGUAUGAUCUGAUACGGGAAAACCAAAGGAACGAAAAAGAAACCAGGAUUCAGCAGCUUCAGCAGCUGCUCCAGGACACCACUUCCUCAUCAUCGUCUGAUUCAGAGAGCUCCUCCUCAGAUAAGCGUCGCAGCAAGAAGAAAAAGAAGAAGAAAGAUAAGAAGAAGGACAAGAAAAAGCGCAAAAGGAAGCGAAAGCACAAGUCGUCCAAAUCCAGCGACAGCUCUCUUUCAGACUGACACUUUGAGGCUUGUGUGCUCUGCUGUAAAUGUAUCUCAGUAACAUAAGUAAAUGAUACAUUAAGAAACAAGUAUGUUCUGCACAGUGCACUAGACGGUAGUGCACUCAGGAGUCCUCUUGUCAUGUAAAUAUGCCUUACAUGGUUGAGAACCAUCCAUUUAUACCAUUACUGUAGAUUCAAGACUUGUGGGGAAACUGGAGUUAGCACACUUGUCUUUGUGCAUAUGCAUGUCUUAAAGCUUCAUUGGUAAUGUGUGUUUACAGACUCUUGAUGUAGAAGAUACUUUUACUAGAGUCUAAAAAGCUCCAAUGGCAUGCUACAGUCCCUACUUGAAAGGGAGAUAAACCAUGUAACGUUGUGGUAAAUAUGUUUUCCACAGCUCUGAAUGUUUGAAUGCUUGUGACUGUACAUAAACCUUGGAAUAAUUUGAGUUAUUUUGAGUUGAGUUUAUUUCCCCUCAUCAAAGUCUCAGAGAAGGGUUAAGAAUGUA